AUGCGCUCCUUGACGUUUUUCGCCUUGCUGGCGCCAGCCGUGGGCUUGGUAGCCGCUUCGCCACUCGAGCUUAGAGCUGGCCUACUCGAGCCUCGAGCUGACCCCUUUUGUGGCGCUGUCCAAAAGGCAGUGACCUUGCUGAAGCAGCAAGCCGCGGCGACCAAAUACUGCGUCUCGUACUUGUCCAUAACCACACCAGCAGCGGUGGUGGUGCCGACUACAGUCACAGUCACUACAACGCCCAUCACGGCUCUCCCAACGGACAACCCUUGUUUCGUCAAUGCGAAAGCUCCAGCACCCCAGGUUGCAGCGAAGCCACGAAGAGCUCUCAUACACGCGUCCGACGACGCUAAAUCACCGCAUGAGAAACAUUCGGCGUCCCAGCACGAGGAGCGAGCGGUUGCCAAGCCGGCUCCCUUUGCCGCAUUCAAUGCCGCCGCGGUCAUCUCCUCGGCCUGCAAGUGCCUCUCUAUUCUAACCCCGGCGACCCCGACGAUAUAUGACACGACGUACGCAACCCCAACAGUCUAUUCUGAUAAGUUCGCCAUAUACGAUGGCGCGGGACGUUAUCUCCAGUAUAGCCUAGGUUCAGAAACGCCUUUCUAUUUUGCUGGCAGUGACCUCGGAGCAGCCACAACCUGGCAGCUUUACGCCCCCAUGAGGUGCUGGGUGACUCACUGGGACCCGGAUCCCAAUUUCCAGAAACCUGUCCUGAUCAGCGGCGACCCGUCGGUUGUCAAAUUCUCCGGGCCGAUAGAUUCUGAUGGCCUAUCCGGUCAAGGAACCUUGCACGCUGAUGGCACUGCCAAGCUCGCAUUCAGUGGAUACUCGAGUGGGAUUGCUCGCUUUACGCUGUCCACUUCAAACAACAUCUGGACUGUGACACAAAAUUCCGAUGCCAACCAACAGUAUUUGGACCUUUACGCACGAGCGGUGGCGGUAUAA
Microdochium trichocladiopsis is the source of this 945-nucleotide messenger RNA. RefSeq lists its product as uncharacterized. The coding region runs from base 1 to 945 and encodes 314 amino acids. NCBI's taxonomy places the organism in Eukaryota, Fungi, Ascomycota, Sordariomycetes, Xylariales, Microdochiaceae. The record is from RefSeq and is a predicted model, not a curated record. The transcript is spliced from 3 exons.